AUGACAGAUCUCAGAGGUCUAUUGACGGAAUCCAAGUCUGCAAUUCAGUCCAUUGGAAGCAUAACCAGUGAAGGUUUAGGCGAGACAUUUGCGUGCAAUGUGUUUGGACACUACGUGAUGGUGCGUCAGUUAGAAGAUUUGAUGGCAUCAGGAGAUCGCUCUCGAAUAGUAUGGACUGGUUCCUGUACCGCAAAGAGAGAGACGUAUGAUCCUUUGGAUUACCAGUGUAAUGAAGGCGCAAACCCCUACGAGUCAUCAAAAUAUGUCACUGACGCAAUCGCCGUCGCUCUCAAUUCUCGUCUGAAUCGACGUAACAUUUAUAGCUUCGCAACACAUCCCGGUGUUGCCGCCACCAAUAUCAUUUAUGAUCAUCUUAAUUGGGCGAUGCGCAGAGUAAUGAAGGCAGCAUUUUACAUGGGAAGAACAUUUGGCAUAAAAGAAUUAACAAUUACCGGGUGGAACGGGUCCUAUUCAAAUUAUGUGGUCGCCACAAGACCUAUCCAAAGUCUUAAUCAGUUUCUCAAGUAUGGUAGUUACUGCAAACCGUGGGGACCAGUCUACUGUCUUGAAAAAUUGAUCGACCAGUAUGACGAAGAGGAAGCAAAUGACUUGUUAGAGAAAUUGGAUAAUUUACUUGAAGAAUUUCAAAAGAAAGAGCUUGGUGUCAUUUCCUAG
Acaulospora colombiana is the source of this 675-nucleotide messenger RNA. Lineage: Eukaryota; Fungi; Glomeromycota; Glomeromycetes; Diversisporales; Acaulosporaceae. The record is from the annotation of a GenBank genome assembly.